CUUCUGAACGCGGUGCCUAAGAAGAAAGUCUCGCACUCUCGCAAGGCCAUGCGAGCAGCCAACAAGGGCUUGAAAGAUCGCGUUGACCUUGUCCACUGCCAGGGUUGUGGAAGACCCAAACUCGCGCACCAUAUCUGCGGACACUGCUUUAAGGAGAUCAAUCGAUGGCAGAAGGCUGAGCAUCCGCCUACUGCUCGAAGACCCUGA
Tilletiaria anomala UBC 951 is the source of this 207-nucleotide messenger RNA. RefSeq lists its product as uncharacterized. Gene Ontology annotation, biological process: translation. Gene Ontology annotation, cellular component: mitochondrial large ribosomal subunit. Gene Ontology annotation, molecular function: structural constituent of ribosome. NCBI's taxonomy places the organism in Eukaryota, Fungi, Basidiomycota, Exobasidiomycetes, Georgefischeriales, Tilletiariaceae. The transcript has 2 exons. The annotation marks the transcript as partial. The record is from RefSeq and is a predicted model, not a curated record.